Messenger RNA from Carya illinoinensis, 1506 nucleotides. RefSeq names its product ethylene-responsive transcription factor ERF105-like. The transcript has a single exon. Gene Ontology annotation, biological process: ethylene-activated signaling pathway; regulation of DNA-templated transcription. Gene Ontology annotation, molecular function: DNA-binding transcription factor activity; DNA binding. The record is from RefSeq and is a predicted model, not a curated record. NCBI's taxonomy places the organism in Eukaryota, Viridiplantae, Streptophyta, Magnoliopsida, Fagales, Juglandaceae. The coding region runs from base 140 to 1048 and encodes 302 amino acids.
CUUCCACUCAAAACCCCUUCUUCUCAUUAAUCCUAUAUUUCAAUUUAUUCUUCUUCUUCUUCUCUCUCUCUGAAUUUCCUCUCUAUCUCAUACACUCGAAGCAUCACCCUCACAACCAGAACCACCGGUACUGCUGUAAAUGGCUUCUUUAGAGGAAGCUUCAACCCUAGAACUCAUUAGACAACAUCUUCUGAGUGACUUUACCUCCAUGGAGAGCUUCAUCUCCAAUCUCCAUGUUUUUAACUCCAACACCUCCCAAAACCGGUCAACCAAAACUUCGGACCGAAAAAAUGGCAACAUCAGCACUGAUGUUGAAACCUCUGCUUAUUUGGUCCCCAAGGAAGAACCCAUCACCUAUUCUUCCAAUUCUUUUGACCAAACCAACUCUGACCUCGACAUAAAACCCACAACCUUCCGCUCAAAUCCCCCAAAACCUUCCAAUUUAAGCCAUCGCAGACCAUCCUUAAACCUCGAAAUACCACCAACACCAUUCGGUUUAGAUUCAAAGACCAUGCCGGAAACCGGAAGUAACCUGAACGUUGCUGGUAAUAAUGAAAGUAAGCAUUACAGGGGAGUCCGGAGACGGCCGUGGGGGAAGUUUGCGGCUGAGAUACGCGACCCCAAUAGGAAAGGCUCGCGGGUGUGGCUCGGAACGUUCGAUACGGCCAUAGAAGCAGCAAAAGCUUACGAUCGGGCCGCGUUUAAGCUGCGUGGAAGCAAAGCCAUCCUGAAUUUUCCACUAGAAAUUGCCGCGAAUUCUUCGGAGUAUGAUAAUUCUGAUUUGAGCGUCGGAAAGAAGAGAAGGAGAGAGAGCGAUAGUGAAGAUAUCACAAACAGUACUGUACAGAGAAAGGAGUUGAAGGAAGAGCCAGUGGAGCCUGGUCGGGAAAUAAAGGCAGAGAGUGUUUCGGCGGCGGCUCGUCCGUUAACGCCGUCAAGUUGGACCGAGUUUUGGGAUUCUGACGUGAAUGGAAUUUUCAGCGUGCCUCUGUUAUCGCCGUUAUCUCCGCAUCCCUCGUUGGGAUACUCUCAGGUUAUGGUUACAUGAGAGGAGUCCGUUACCACUUCCGCUAUCUCAUUCUCCGCAUCCUGAUCCCGACAUGGACUCUGGACCAAGACAGCUCCGUAUGAGAGAGAGAGGCUGCGCAUACGCAGCGAAUGGUGGCAUCACGGAGUUCACUAAAUUCGUACAAAUGGGAAGAGUCACACUCGAGUGAUACCAGAAACACUGCCUUCUGGACUUCUAAAAAAUAGAAAGAUUAAAACAAAAGAAGUGUGCUAAAUGUAAAUACAGAGAGAUGUGGUUUGGGGUUUAUGUGAGUACGUUUGUUCUUCUAUGGUAAUGAAGGGCUUUUCUUUUCCUCCGCAGCUCAGUGUUCAAUGUUCAUUUAAGGGCCUACGAUUACUGUGUGUGUUCGUUGAUUGGGGCGUCAGCUCCGGAUCAAGAUUCUCUAAAGAUGUCAACCGAAUUUGAAAUAUACAGAGUUUUUAAGUAUUUAUUUAUUA